Molecule: messenger RNA, 847 nt
Organism: Paramecium octaurelia
Lineage: Eukaryota; Ciliophora; Oligohymenophorea; Peniculida; Parameciidae
Source: the annotation of a GenBank genome assembly
AUAUAUGAUUGGAAUUUACAGAUCACUAGUAAAUACCAUUCCUAGAUUCAACAUAGUUUAUGGCUAUGUACCUAAAAGGUCUCCCUUUGAUAAGACUCAUUACAUAGAGAAUUAUAUACCCAGAUAAAUUCCUUUCCCAAAAUCAAGAAGACCUAGAUUACAAUAGUGGGAUGAUGAAUAAAAAAUUUGGCCAGUAAUCCCUCCAUCACCCAUUCUACCAAGAAAAAAGUUGUUAUAAUAAUUAGAAAAAGAAGAAUAUGAAAGACUACAAAUUAUCAAAGUAAUUCCAUUCAAUAAUUAAAGCCUAUGACAUUCCCUGAUUUUAGAGUGGGUGAUGUAAUUCAAGUAAAAUGGAUUCAUAAUAUGAGUGAACCAACUAUGAAUACUUACUAAGGUUUAUGUGUUGGAAAAAGAAGAUCAAACUCAUUAGAUGCCUCAUUCAAAUUUAUCUUCAGAUAUUGUGGUGUGGAUGUUUUUAUGAAUGUCAAGCAAAACUCACCUUAUCUAAAAGAAGUCACUAUUCUUAAAAAGGGAACAGGUAAUAUUAGAAAUAAAGUGUCAAUAUUUACAAAGAGAUUGUCUAAGCAACAAUUUAUUACUCCACUCAUGAAAAAAGGAAAACCUGUCAGAAGAAAGGAUGAUCCAAUUCGUAAGAGAAGUUCAAGAUCAAGAACAUCUCUUUCAAUGCUUAAAUCUAUAGAAGAUCCAUUAUUGGCGGAAAAACCUGUUGAGAAGAAAACAAAAAAAGUAUAUAAGAAGAAAUAAGCAGAACAAGAACCAAUUGUAGAGCCAAAUGAUAACACUAAUAAAUAAUGAUGAGUUUUUAAGUAUACGUAUAAAUAUCAAC